Anthonomus grandis grandis is the source of this 1571-nucleotide messenger RNA. Its product is annotated as myrosinase 1-like. The coding region runs from base 72 to 1544 and encodes 490 amino acids. Gene Ontology annotation, biological process: carbohydrate metabolic process. Gene Ontology annotation, molecular function: beta-glucosidase activity. The record is from RefSeq and is a predicted model, not a curated record. The transcript is spliced from 9 exons. Lineage: Eukaryota; Metazoa; Arthropoda; Insecta; Coleoptera; Curculionidae.
CUUAGAUCACAGUCAUAUAAAUAUCGUUCUCGCAAUAAAUUUUAUUUCAUUUGUAUGAACCUUUAUUUACUAUGUGUCGACAAUUUUUCAUAUUCUGUAUUUUAGUUUCCGCCAUUAUUGGAUCAGAGGCAGCUGACACAUGUAAUUCUUCAAUCUUCCCAUCCACGUUUAAAUUUGGUGCAGGAACUUCGGCUUUCCAAAUCGAAGGUGGCUGGAAUGAAGAUGGCAAAAGCAGAUCAUGGUGGGAUUGGUUUUCCAACAGCUAUUCUAUAUACAUAAAUAAUGCUACUGGAAACACUGCCUCUGAUUCUUACCAUCAAUACAAGCAAGAUAUUGCAUCCAUGGUGGCUAUGGGUCUGCCAAAUUAUAGAUUUUCUUUGUCAUGGACCCGGAUAUUACCUAAAGGCCUAAACUACAGCAUAAACCAAGCUGGUGUAGACUAUUACAAUAAUUUACUUGAUGAACUAGAAGCAGCUGGAAUAGAACCACUUGUAACCAUUUAUCACUGGGAUACACCUUAUGCCCUGGAUUUCCUCGGAGGUUGGACAAAUCCUAAAAUGGUCGACUACUUCGUGGCUUACGCAGAUAUUGCUUUUAAUCUUUUUGGAGACAGGGUUAAAUUAUGGGCAACAAUUAACGAGCCAAAAUCAUUUUGCGAAGGAAUUCCAAGCGUAGUGGUAAAUCUUUUUCCAGAAAUGCCUAUUGGUACCUAUGAAUAUCUAUGUGGACACCAUGCAAUUUUAGCACACGCAAAAGCCUACAGAUUAUAUAAAGAAAAAUACCAAGCCACGCAGCAAGGCCGAGUAAGUCUAGUAUUGGACUUAGGUUAUAAUAUGGGACUUACAAAUUCUACAGUGGAUGAAGACGCUGCGGAGAGAAAAAAUUUAUUUGAAUUUGGUUGGUUUGCUCAUCCAAUAGUCUAUGGCGACUAUCCAGAUAUAAUGCAAGAAGUAAUUGCAAAUAACAGUGCACGCCAAGGAUUCCCCGUAUCUCGACUACCUAAGUUUACGAGCUCAGAAAAACUUCUUGUACAAGGGGCCUACGACCUCAUUAUGUUAAACACUUAUACAUCUUAUAUGAUCACUAUGGCCAAUUACAGCAACUCUCCUUCAUACCAAAAUGAUUUGCAAACAAGUACAAGCCAGUCAAGUGAAUGGCUUAGUUCUGGGUUAUCAACUUUUAAGGUUCAUCCAGAGGGUACGAGAAAAGUACUAAAAUGGAUAAGUGAUACAUAUGCAAGUCCCGAAAUAAUAAUCACGGAAAAUGGAUUCUCAGAUAAUACGGCUACGUUAAAUGACACCGAGCGAAUAAGCUUUAUAAAUGGUACUUUGACUAAUAUCCGUUUAUCAAUGUGCGAUGAUGGAGUUAACGUCACCGGUUAUUUCUAUUGGAGUUUAAUUGAUAGUAUGGAAUGGAAUAGCGGAUACACUGUCAAAUUUGGAUUAGUACAAGUAGAUUUUGACAGCGAGAACCAUACAAGAACAUUAAAGAAUUCAGCCUAUUACUAUAAAAAUGUAAUUGAAACACGUUUAGUUAAUGGUUAAAUUGAUAAAUAAAGCAUUUACGCCUUA